Messenger RNA from Ogataea haglerorum, 348 nucleotides. RefSeq lists its product as uncharacterized. Gene Ontology annotation, biological process: response to oxidative stress; mitochondrial respiratory chain complex I assembly. The transcript has a single exon. The coding region runs from base 1 to 348 and encodes 115 amino acids. Gene Ontology annotation, cellular component: membrane. The record is from RefSeq and is a predicted model, not a curated record. Lineage: Eukaryota; Fungi; Ascomycota; Pichiomycetes; Pichiales; Pichiaceae.
AUGAUCAAUGACACAAAGUCUGGAGUUUUUGUUGGCGAGGACGAUUUUGGGAAUAAAUUCUACGAAACUAAAGACCCUGACGAGAUUCAUAUGAGAACAAGGUGGGUCGAGUACAAGAACUUCUGGGACUACGAUGUGUCGCAUAUCGAGCCAGGCUGGCAUUACUGGUUGGCUUACGGAACAGAUACGCCUCCAUCGAAACUGAAGCCCGAAGAAAAAGCGAUUACUUAUUCAUUGAAUAAAGUUCACCACUACAACUACACGCAGACCAAAGGAGCCUUUGUGACGUACAACACUGCCAAGCCAAAAAUUGCUGAAUGGGACGCCAAAGUCACGCAACGUGUCUAG